This is a messenger RNA of Fonsecaea erecta, 2850 nucleotides long. Its product is annotated as histidinol dehydrogenase. Lineage: Eukaryota; Fungi; Ascomycota; Eurotiomycetes; Chaetothyriales; Herpotrichiellaceae. The coding region runs from base 1 to 2850 and encodes 949 amino acids. Gene Ontology annotation, molecular function: metal ion binding; NAD binding; phosphoribosyl-ATP diphosphatase activity. The transcript has a single exon. The record is from RefSeq and is a predicted model, not a curated record. Gene Ontology annotation, cellular component: cytoplasm. Gene Ontology annotation, biological process: L-histidine biosynthetic process.
AUGGGUACAGGUCUCUUGGCUUCGGUCGACCCAGAGGACAUUCUCAGCAAAGACGUCCGCGGCCUCACUCUUGACCAAGUUGCUUACCUUGGGCAUUGUCUGAUCGAAGUCACUCCAGAAACAUUCCAAUCCAAUCUUGCGUUCUUGCGUCAGAAUUUCUCCAAGCUCGACAUAUACCUCGAUGUGCGGAAACUGAAGAGCUGGGACAAUGUUAUUGACGUCCUCAACAAUGGUGCAUCCAAGAUAUUCGUCACCUUUGAGCAACUGAAAGCUCUGUCGCAAGAGCCUACCAUUUCCGCGGAUCGCCUUGUGUUGACUAUCUCCUUUGUCAAUCCGAAAACCGAUAUCGCGAAACUCAAGACUUUUCUUGAUGAGAAUCCACAAUGGAAAACUGCGGAAUGGGCAUUCGAUGGCGACAAAGGCAACGAGUAUGUGGAUAGUGUAUUGAAAGAGCUGGACAAUUAUCCUCCAAGCCAUGAUCAAACAAUAUUUGUCUCGGUCGCGAGCGAGACUGAAGGAAGGAACCUAUUGCACGAGUAUCCCGGAAAUGCUCUGAUUGUCUCCUCUACAAAGUUGACCUUCGACCCUUCCAAGGAGGAAAACAAGGGUUUGAUCCCUGCGGUAGAAUUGAUCGUCGCUGGGGCCACCGCGGAUCGCAAGACGGGCCUCUAUGCGACUACAGUAGUUGAUGAGCGCGGUGUUGCGCUGGGCUUGGUUUGGAGCAGCAAAGAAAGUAUUGCCGAAGCACUCAAGACCGGAACAGGCGUCUACCAAAGUCGAAAACGGGGUCUUUGGCACAAGGGUGCGUCGAGUGGGGACAUCCAGGAACUCAUCAGUAUCGGUUUCGAUUGCGACAAGGACUGCUUGAUUUUCAGGGUGCAUCAGAAGGGCCACGGCUUCUGCCAUCUUAAAACAAUGUCAUGCUGGGGCAAGGUUUCCGGGCUCUCGAGGCUCGAGCGUACAUUGCAACAACGCAAGGUCGACGCGCCUGAAGGCUCUUACACUGCUCGACUGUUCAACGAUCCGAAGCUUGUCAAUGCGAAAAUCAAAGAAGAGGCGGAUGAGCUUUGCGUUGCUGCUUCCAAGGAGGAAAUUGCCUCAGAGGCAGCUGACCUGCUGUACUUUGCCCUUGCCCGUUGCAUUGCCGCGGACGUCACCUUGGAAGACAUCGAGAAGAAUCUUGAUUUGAAGAGUCUGAAGGUAAAGAGACGAAAAGGAGAUGCCAAACCACAGUAUGUCGAGGAGACACCUAUCGGUGAAAAAUCACCUCCCGAAACCAACGGCAUCGGCGGCCACAAAGAUGAAGAAGUCAAGGAGGCCGCAUCUAUUCCGAAAGGCCCCUUAGAUCCUGCUGGUAGGACAGAAUCUGGCCGGAUACAGCUGAAACGAUUUUCUACCUCGCAAACUUUCUCAGACGACAUCUUGAAAGCCGCUCUACAACGACCUUCGCAAAAGUCCAACGAGAAAAUCAUGUCACUUGUCCAUCCCAUUAUUGCUGACGUUCGUGCCAACGGCGACUCUGCUGUCUUGAAAUAUACCCACAAAUUCGAAAAAGCCACCGGCCUCAAAUCCCCUGUACUAAAAGCACCUUUUCCUAAAUCGCUCAUGCAACUUCCUGAAGAAACCAUCAAAGCGAUCAACACUUCAUACGAUAAUAUCCUCAAGUUCCAUUCUGCCCAGAAACCAUCAGCACCGCUGGUUGUGGAGACAAUGCCCGGCGUGACCUGCUCCCGGUUUUCGAGACCGAUUGAGAAGGUUGGUUUGUACAUUCCCGGCGGAACCGCAGUGUUGCCCUCCACGGCGCUUAUGCUUGGUGUCCCAGCCAUGGCUGCAGGAUGCAAGAACAUCGUCCUUGCAUCGCCUCCGAGAUCUGACGGCACCGUCACACCGGAGAUCGUGUACAUCGCACACAAAGUCGGAGCGGAGGCCAUAGUUCUGGCUGGCGGUGCUCAGGCUGUCGCCGCCAUGGCCUACGGAACAGAAUCUAUCACAAAGGUUGAUAAGAUUCUGGGGCCAGGGAAUCAAUUUGUCACCGCCGCGAAGAUGAUCGUCAGCAACGAUACCUCCGCCGCAGUAUCAAUUGAUAUGCCAGCUGGUCCGUCUGAAGUGCUAGUUGUAGCGGACAAAACAGCCGACCCAGCCUUUGUUGCCAGUGACCUUCUCAGUCAAGCAGAACAUGGCACAGACAGCCAAGUCGUCCUAAUUGCCGUUGACCUGAACGAGGAGCAACUCCAAGCGAUUGAAGAUGAAGUUCACAAGCAGGCACACGAACUUCCCCGAGUGGAUAUUGUUCGGGGGGCAAUCGAACACAGCGUGACUAUCUCAGUGCCCACUCUCAAGGAAGCAUUAAAGUGGUCGAAUUACUAUGCACCUGAACAUCUCAUUUUGCAAAUCUCUAACCCUCGCGCCGUGCUCCCCGAUGUUCAAAAUGCAGGUUCCGUGUUCCUCGGAGGUUGGACGCCCGAGUCUGUCGGCGACUACUCCGCGGGCGUGAAUCACAGCUUGCCGACAUACGGCUACGCGAAGCAAUACAGCGGUGUCAACCUCGGCAGUUUUAUGAAGAACAUCACGAGCAGCGAAGUGACGGAACAGGGUGUCGGGGAAGUAGGCUACGCAGUCAUGGAGCUCGCCAGAUGUGAAGGCCUUGAUGCCCAUCGACGAGCCAUGGAGAUCCGUUUGGAGAAGCUUGGACUGGUCAAGAGGAACGGCGUGCAGACUGAUGACCUUCCCGUGAAUAUUGAGAACGCUGAGCCAAAAGCUGUCAUCCAUAAUGGGUCACCAGAAGGGAGCCUCAAGUCAGCUGCUGUCAGUACGAAGGGGGAUCAAGAUGGUGCGGCCACAAAAAAAUAA